AUGGCAGAUGACAAUAAAGAUAAUGAUAAUGAAAUAAUAUUUACACCAAAAAAUAUAAAACAUUGUGAAGAAAAAUCAAAUAAAUUCUUUAAUGUAUUAUUAGCAAACAAAAAUAAUUUUAAUAAAAAAGAGUGUAAAGAUGCAUUCGAAGAUUUAAGUCAAUGUUGUGAAGCAUCAAAUAACUUACCAGAUCCUGUUGAUAAAAUUCACCCAGCUGUCAAAUUAUUACAACACUGUCUUCCAAGAUUAUUUACAAAUGAUUUACCACGUGAACGUACUAUUAUUGCAGAUACUUUAGCUUAUUUAAUGCCAAAAGUAUUUGAUCCAGAAGAUGAUGAUGAAGAUGAUUAA
Molecule: messenger RNA, 351 nt
Organism: Dictyostelium discoideum AX4
Lineage: Eukaryota; Evosea; Eumycetozoa; Dictyosteliales; Dictyosteliaceae
Exons: 3
Coding region: 1-351 (116 amino acids)
Source: RefSeq, a predicted model, not a curated record